GCUCACACAUGGUCAGGAGGAGCUGUGCGCAGCAUGCAUGCAUGCAUUCAGUCAUGCUCUCAUACAUAUAAAGCUCAAGCUAAGAUCACAGUGCUAGCAGAGGAGUGAGUGAGCUCCAGAAUGGGAGAAAAUUUGGGCUUCCAACUGAUGUCAGUCUUACGCUUUUUCUCUCUUUGUUUUUCAGUUUUGGCUGGAGUCAUAACUAAAACUGGUGGAUCUAUUCCCAGGCCAAGGCUCACUGGGCCUAGCAUGGCCUAUGUGAAGUCUACAGUAAUGUUUGAAUGUAAGCUGUCGGAGACACUGUUACCUCUGACCUAUGAGCUCGUAAAAGACAGUGGGGAGGUUCUUCAGACGACAGAUGAUUCACAGGGUGUCCAGCCAAUCACAUUCAGUCUGAGGGUCAAUGAGAAGUCAGAGGGACAGUAUUACUGCAGAGUGAGAGCAAAAGGACAAACAAUUACAAGCCACGCUCUGAACUUUGAAGUAGUGAUCCCCGUCAGGGGCACCCACUUAGUGUCCAAUCCUGACCCACCUGUCAUCUACGAGGGGAAGGGGUUUACACUGAGCUGUCGCGUCAGCAAGGGGACUCACCUUGCUUACAUAUGGUACCACAACAAACACGAAGUGGCCUCAUCCUCUUCCCUCCAUCAUCUCUCUGGAAACAUGCUGACAGUGGACAGAGCUACUGAAAGGCAUGCUGGGUAUUAUGUGUGUACAGCCACAAACAAGAUGGGGAACUUCAGCAGAGCCUCCAGCAGCUUGCAGGUCAACGUUGUUGUGAAAAAAUACCUGUCAGCUCCCACGAUUUCAUUCACACUCUAUCAUUAUGGCUCUGGUUACCAUGCUAAUGUCAGCUGCAGAUCGGAGCGUGGCAGCCCCCCAGUGAAGUUCCAGCUGCUCCUGGAUGGGAAGGAUGUGCCUGUGCAGCAGGAGGGUUCUCUGGAAGCCUGGUUUACUCUGCCUGUCAAUGUGGGGAUGGAUAUGGGAACACUGCAGUGCAGAGCAGAGACUGACUUCCAGCAGCUUCUCAGUGACCCAAAGGACUUGGAAGUGGUUCCGGUAAGAAGACCAAGUGUGGCGGUGGAGUACCUCCAGACAGCAGACUAUGUGGUUGCAGCUGCCCUGCUCCAGUGUUCCAUCAACAGUGGAACUUUCCCACUUUUCUCCUGGACCUUCAACCACUCCUCUUUACCAUCACAGGGCCAUUCUCAUGCCUUCACACUUCAUGGCAAAAGUCUUAUACUCACAGACAUCAACGCUGGGAAUUCUGGGUAUUACAGCUGCCGAGUGAGGGACUCUUUUAACUCUAACUCAUCCUGGCUGGAGAGUGAGGGGGUUUUGGUUGAGCAGACAGAUUUCAAGAUGCCAUCUGUAGCGGUCAUUGCUGUGGCUUUUUGCUGUUUCCUGUUGGCGAUUAUUGUGGGAGGAGCAUGCUGCCUGCUCUGGAGCAUCAAACGUGAGCGUAACCAAGACGGUGGCAACAACCAGGAUGUGGUCUUACAGGAACAGACCAACACGGAGGCAGAUUGUACCAUGCUAGAGACUGGGUCUGAGCCACAGGCUGAAGAGAUGGAUACAGUUGUUGUGGAAGUAGAAGUUUAGAAUGAGGCACAAAUGCUAAAAAGCAGCAUCUGAUGGAACCCAGUUGCUCUACUCAUGGAUCUCAAGUUUUCAUGGCUUUGAAUAAAGCCUCAGAGUGCUACCCUACAGAUCGUGCCAUACUGAACCAGCUACUGAUCUUAUUUAUAACAGAUUUAAUCUUUUCAUCCUUUUUUAUUGUUUUGAUGCAGUACAUUACUGUGACUAUAAAUGUGUUUGCUAAUAAAACACUAUUUGUGCUAAAUUGUAUGCUAAUAAAUGCACCACAACAAAA
Molecule: messenger RNA, 1873 nt
Organism: Pygocentrus nattereri (red-bellied piranha)
Lineage: Eukaryota; Metazoa; Chordata; Actinopteri; Characiformes; Serrasalmidae
Product: protogenin A
Exons: 10
Coding region: 121-1602 (493 amino acids)
Biological process (GO): cell surface receptor signaling pathway
Molecular function (GO): transmembrane signaling receptor activity
Source: RefSeq, a predicted model, not a curated record